Physella acuta is the source of this 1857-nucleotide messenger RNA. RefSeq names its product hydroxyproline dehydrogenase. Gene Ontology annotation, molecular function: FAD binding; proline dehydrogenase activity. The record is from RefSeq and is a predicted model, not a curated record. Gene Ontology annotation, cellular component: mitochondrion. Lineage: Eukaryota; Metazoa; Mollusca; Gastropoda; Physidae.
UCUUGUGGUGUGGUUUUAAUUAGGAGUUUAUAAUUAUUGUAAAUCUCGAAUUUUAAUCUAAUUAGUCCAAGAAUUAUAAACAAUAGCAAUAUUUUGCUGACUGAACGUAUUAUUCCUAAUCGUAUUGGAAAAAAAAACAACUAUAAACUAUAAGUGUCAGAAUUGUUGGAUUUGUGAAUACGUAACUAGCACAAUGAAAAGAAUCGUGUUUGUAAACUCAUUAAAACUCAGUUCAUCCAGUGAAUGUUCGGGUAUCAUGGGGUCAGUUAUAACAUGGCCGAGGCCCGGACAGCCCAGGUCGUACAUUACAUUGGCCCUACCGUCGUCACAUUACUUCACAAAACCCAGUAGUCGCCCCUUUCUACUAAGCUCACAACAAAACAAAAAUCAGAACAGGAGCUCAGUGAUUAAAAUACCAUCCAAUCAACAAUAUGUUCAGAAGAUCCGGUUAAUUCACGGCAUUCCGGCAAAGAGCAGUGAGCUGGUUCACGGCGAAGAGGAUCUGUUCGGGGACUACCGGAUCGCCUACGGCACCAAGUCAACUUGGGAACUUCUGCGCACGCUCAGUGUGUUCUUCCUGUGCAAGUUUUCCUUCUUCACCGACAAUGCUGUCCGCCUGAUGGAUAUGAGCUACCGAAUCCUGGGGAGGAGAUUCUCUGAUUUCCUCAUUGAGAGAACAGUGUACUCCCAGUUUGUGGCAGGGAGGUCGGAGAAAGAGCUGAUUGACGUCAUCAUCAAACUACGUCAGGUCGGAGUUGGACCGAUGCUGUGUAUACCGAUAGAAUGUGAUCCAGAUGGCCCACCAGUCCCGGAGGAAUUUUUCGACACAAGUCUGAAAAAAGUUUUAAGCAGUCUGAGCCUGGCCUUGACCUUGAAUGACGCGGUGCCCAUGUUCCAGUACAGGUUCAGUGCCCUUAUGCCCGGGGAUUUGCUGAAAGCGAUGUCUAAAUGCUGUACAGGGACAUCACCCAAUACAGAAGUGUUGAACGCUUUGGUUGAAGGAAUGAAGGGAAAAAAUAUCGCCUUCUCUAAACUGCCUGUGUGGUCGGAGUUCCCGGAUGAAAAGUCGGAGCAGUUGGCGAGAGGUUUGAGACGAUUGGGAGCCAUUUGUGAGGCGAUGAAACCCCACGAUGUUGUGGGUUUGAUUGAUGCUGAGUACACCUACCUGAACCCCGCCCUCAGGGUAUUAGCCCUGUCCAUGAUGAAAUAUUGUAACACAGAGAGGGCCAAAGUCUUUUACACCUACCAGGCUUACCUUAAGGCAACACCAGCCAUCUUGGAAAAUGACAUCAGCUAUGCGAAAGAAAACGGUUUCUGCUUCGGUUUAAAAUUAGUCAGGGGAGCUUACAUGGUAAAGGAAAGACAACUCGCGCGAACAUACAGGUAUGAAGACCCAGUGAAUGAGUCGUUUGAGCAAACGACCAACAGUUAUCACAGAUGUCUUGAUCUUCUUUUCAAGAGAGUUCUUCAGGGACCGCAACUCUCGUGCAGGUUUAUUAUUGCCUCCCAUAAUGAAGACACAGUUAGGUACGCCUUGCAAAGGAUGGAGGAGCUCCAGAUUCCCAAAGAUGGCGUCUCCGUGUUGUUUGGGCAGCUGUAUGGCAUGGCAGAUCACGUGUCUUACACGCUUGGACACAACGGGUACCGCAUCUUCAAGUCCAUUCCCUACGGCUCCAUAGCCGACACGUUGCCGUACCUGGCCAGGCGAGCCCAGGAAAACAAGGCCAUCUUGGCCAAUGCCAGGAGGGAGAGGGCACUGGUGGGGAAGACGCUGAAGUCUAGAAUUUUCUCUAGUUAGAUCAAUUGCAGCAAUGGAAACGAUUCAAAUUUGGGGGUAACUAAAGGGGGUCGUCCAUA